Messenger RNA from Cylas formicarius (sweet potato weevil), 1173 nucleotides. RefSeq names its product non-structural maintenance of chromosomes element 1 homolog (gene Nse1). Gene Ontology annotation, biological process: double-strand break repair via homologous recombination; DNA damage tolerance. Gene Ontology annotation, molecular function: ubiquitin-protein transferase activity. Lineage: Eukaryota; Metazoa; Arthropoda; Insecta; Coleoptera; Brentidae. The record is from RefSeq and is a predicted model, not a curated record. Gene Ontology annotation, cellular component: Smc5-Smc6 complex; nucleus. The transcript is spliced from 3 exons. The coding region runs from base 75 to 791 and encodes 238 amino acids.
GCUUCAUUUUAAAACAAGGCGCCCAACUUUGAUUAUUUUCUACAAGUAAAAGUCCAAUUGCGAAAUAUCCUAAAAUGGAAAGGCAUCAUCGCUAUUUGGUGCAAUAUAUGUUGAAAAAUGGAAUCAAACCUAUUAAAAAAGUAUUAAAGUACUGUACGCUAGUUAGUGAAGGUGCAGUACAAGAUGUGAAUCAAUUGAAGUUAAUGAUAUUAGAUAUCAAUAGAGAAAUAUCAAAACAAAACUUUAAGUUGGUGUUAGGAAGGUGUGAAGUAACUGAUGAAAAUAUUGUAAUGUGGUUGAAUACUAAAGAUGACAACAUUUCUAAAUUUCAAAUAUCAUUUAGUGCUCUGGAGAUGGAAUAUUUUAAUGUUUUGUUAAAGGAAAUUAUAAAUUCCCAAUCCCAUAAACUGACAUAUGCAACAGUGUUAAAUAUAACUUCAACUCUAUCAACUCAUUUAUCCAGAGAUAAUGGACAAACAGUUUUUACAAAGUGGCUAAAAGGAGGUUACUUUGUUAAAAUCGAUGACUACGUGUAUUUAGGUCCAAGAACAAUAUUUGAAUUUACUUCUUUUUUGAAAUCACAUUGUCCGGAACAAAUUUGCAACUUGUGUUUGGAGUUAGUAUUCACAGGCACAAAGUGUGGUUCUUGUGAAAGGCCAUUUCAUUCACAUUGCUUGCAAAAGUACCUCAACAAUCAAACCAAUUGCCCAUGUUGCAAGAAUAUGUGGAAUGAGUUACGCAAUGGAAAUUGUGAUCAAAUGCUGCUGAUGGAUAACGAUCCAGUAAUUUGAAUAUUAGAUUAUGUUGUAUAUGUGUAAAUUAAGCUUGUGAUUUCAACUUCAGCUAUGAAAGUCGUUUUACUUUUUUUUAAAUCUGUGUGAAUAGCAUUUUAUAAAAAAAAUCUCUUUGAAGAGCUCCCUACUCCCUACUACUUUUGUUACUUAUUUAUAUACUUAUUUUUUUAAUAAAGCCUUUUUAAAGUAUAGCAAAUCAGUGAUGACAUCAGUGAUUUUCCCCAAUCGAAAUUUUAGACAAUGGAUUAGGCAAAAUGACAGCAUCUGGCCAGUAGUGAGCACGGAAUUAAGCCCACUGGACUUUUCUUUGUGAGACACUUAUGCCACAAAUCAUUUGGAGAUACCACUUGUAUUAUUGAAAAUCGCGGAAUGUGGAAAA